AUGCUCGCGUAUCUAUUUAUCCAGCUACUCGCUGCUCCUACUCUCGUUCAAUUUGGCCCUCACAACCGUGAGAGGGAAAGAGAGCAUAACAUUACGUCCGAUACCCAUAUCCCUUCCUGGGGACGGGUUGCUAUCGCGAAACCCCGCUCUGGGCCACUACAGAAUACGGACCUCCGCUUCCGAAUUAGCCAAAUCAAUGCCCCCGACCUCGUCGGCCCAGUCGUAUCUCUGCUACUAGCCGUUGAAGCACUAUGGCAAUACGUUGGUACCAGUGCAAGUCUUGCUCGUAUUACUUCCCUUGACCACGCCGGUCUGAUCGACUUCCGUGCCCGCUUCGUUGAAGGGGACCCGCGAGUGGUACGCGCGAUGCGUGAGGGGCUCGGCGCUUCUCUUAACGCCGUUCUGGAUGCCACUGCUUUUGCUGAGGGCCUUAUGCUCGUCGAUCGAUGCAUUGAGACAAUGAAGGACGAGACAGUUAAGGCAGAAGUUGGGGCAAUCGCUUACGAAGACUUAUAG
Molecule: messenger RNA, 516 nt
Organism: Penicillium expansum
Lineage: Eukaryota; Fungi; Ascomycota; Eurotiomycetes; Eurotiales; Aspergillaceae
Exons: 2
Coding region: 1-516 (171 amino acids)
Source: RefSeq, a predicted model, not a curated record